AUGGAGCCUUCAGUGUUGGAUACCCAGCUAUUUACUCAACUAGCUCUCAGGAAAUGUAACUCCAUCUCUAGUAUUCGACAAAGAACGCCUUCCUUUGGCAGAAUCCAGACUAAAUCCAUUCGAAGUACACGCACGCUGGAUUCAACUUUCAUGGCCGAUUAUCACAAUGAGCUUGAUACUCUUCGACGCAAAUGGGAAUCGCGCGUAUUUCAGUUUUGGGGAACAUAUUGGGAUAGAUCUCCUAUCCCCGAAAGUCUAGGCCAAGAAUACCUUGCGACAAAUCGACAGGAUUCUUCUCACGUGCAACUUCAGUCGCCUGAGCCGGCCCAAACGUCAAAAGAUUAUCCUCCGAGGUUCUCAAUAUUCGGCAGAGAUCUACGGCAGUGGCACAUGUAUCUGGAGUUGAAGAGACAUCAAGCCAAAGCUGUUAUCUUGAAGCGGAAGAUUGACCAUAAAUAUCGACACGAACUUGGAUUGCGUAAAUGCAAAACUAGCGCUGAAGAUUUUCCAGUUGACAUCAAUGAUCUGGCUUGUUUCUGGGAACCCUGGUACGUGACGGAGUAUCAGCCAAGCCCAUACAUGAGGCAGAAGGCCGGGACAAAUUACACGAUCAGAGAGUAUUACUCAUCUGAUCAUCGACUACGAUUAAGGAAAGUCCAUCUUGAUGGAUGA
Hypoxylon fragiforme is the source of this 672-nucleotide messenger RNA. RefSeq lists its product as uncharacterized. The transcript has a single exon. Bases 1 to 672 code for a protein of 223 amino acids. Lineage: Eukaryota; Fungi; Ascomycota; Sordariomycetes; Xylariales; Hypoxylaceae. The record is from RefSeq and is a predicted model, not a curated record.